CAUUUUUAUUUAUAUAGAUUGCUGUUGGCUAAAACUUGAAACUGAGAAGAGUUACUUAUAGGAGCUGCUUCUUUCAAAAUACUCCAACCAGGAGAAAAUAACAAUUUUUCAACCUGGACAGGAGAUUCUGAAGGUGCAGUUGCCCAAAGGUAACUUGUCUAAUGUUUCCAAAACAAAAACCCAGCCUACUUUCUACAAGGGAAUGGGAAAUGCAGCUUUAGAGGAAAACUAUGUGGGACGAUCCAGGGAUUUCUGCCCAGCGAGCCAUGAUGAAACCUUUUACUGACUUUCCAUUGGUUCAAACGCCAAAGAGAACUAUCAGUUUGCAACGUGAUCAGCUGAGAUCCUGAGCAAAAGUUUGUCUUCUCUGGAAAAGGUGUUGGACAGAAUGAAAUCUGAAGUCUUCUGCUAUCUUCUCCUCAUCCUGCUUGUGGCAGAGUUGCUGCCUGGUUCACUGUCUGGAAACAACCCUCGCUAUGAGAAGUUUCUGAAUCAACACCGCGAUGAUCCGAGGAGCAGUUUCCAUGGCCGCUACUGCAACACCCUCAUGGGCAGCCGAGGCCUGACCAAGCCUGAAUGCAAGGAAGUUAAUACCUUUAUCCAUGGCUCCAAAAGGCAGAUUCGUGCAGUGUGUGCUGAAGGUGGAGUGGCCUUGAGAGAUCUGCGGCGUAGCCGGAGGCCCUUCCGGGUCACCACUUGUACCCUCCGGGGAGGUUCAACUCACCCACCUUGCGAGUACAAAGAGAACACCUCUCCUCGGUACAUCAUCAUUGGUUGUGAAGAAGGCUGGCCUGUUCACUAUGACGAAAGCCAGAUUGUGACCACAGCGUGACCAAGCAAGGAGACCAAGCAGUGAAAUGUCUAGACAGCAUUGCUCUUCCUCUUCACGUCUAGUUCACUUAUACUCCAAUGAAAAUAUAGCCUAAGUAGACAUUUACAGUCAGCCCUCUGUACCUACUGAUUCUCAAACAAUCAUCUACAGCAGUGUUUCUCAACCUGGGGGUCAGGAGGGUGUGAGGGGGUGUCAGAGGGAUCACCAUCGGAAAACACAGUAUUUUCAGUUGGCCAUGGGGUUUCUGUGUGGGAAGUUUGGCCCAAUUCUAUGGUUGGUGGGGUUCAGAAUGCUCUUUGAUUAUAAGUGAACUAUAAAUCCCAGCAACUACAACUCUCAAAUAUCAAGGUCUAUUUUCCCCAAACUCCACCAAUGUUCACAUUUUGACAUAUUUAGUAUUCAUGCCAAGUUUGAUACAGAUCCAUUAUUGUUUGAGUCCACAAUACUCUUUGGAUGUAGGUGAACUACAACUCCAAAACUCAAGAUCAAUGCCCACCAAACCCUUCCAGUACUUUCUGUUGGUCAUGGGAGUUCUCUGUGCUAGGAUUGGUUCAAUU
Molecule: messenger RNA, 1389 nt
Organism: Anolis sagrei ordinatus
Lineage: Eukaryota; Metazoa; Chordata; Lepidosauria; Squamata; Anolidae
Source: RefSeq, a predicted model, not a curated record